GGACAGAUUUUAUAAUGGGCUGCAUUAAAAGUAAAGAAAACAAAAGUCCAACCAUUAAAUACAGAAAUGAGAGUACUCCAGAGCCUGUCAGUUCAAAUGUGAGCCAUUAUGGAGCAGAACACACUGCGGUGGCACCGUCAUCUUCAGCAAAGGGAACAGCAGUUAAUUUUAGCAGUCUUUCAAUAACACCAUUUGGAGGAUCCUCAGGGGUGACACCUUUUGGAGGAGCAUCUUCUUCAUUCUCAGUGGUGCCAAGUUCAUAUCCUCCUGGAUUAACAGGUGGUGUUACUAUAUUUGUGGCCUUAUAUGAUUAUGAAGCUAGAACUACAGAAGACCUUUCAUUUAAGAAGGGUGAAAGAUUUCAAAUAAUUAACAAUACGGAAGGAGACUGGUGGGAAGCAAGAUCAAUUGCUACAGGAAAGAAUGGUUAUAUCCCUAGCAAUUAUGUAGCGCCUGCGGAUUCCAUUCAGGCAGAAGAAUGGUAUUUUGGCAAAAUGGGGAGAAAGGAUGCUGAAAGAUUACUUCUGAAUCCUGGGAAUCAACGAGGUAUAUUCCUAGUAAGAGAGAGUGAAACUACUAAAGGUGCUUAUUCCCUCUCUAUUCGUGAUUGGGAUGAGAUAAGAGGUGACAAUGUGAAACACUACAAAAUUAGGAAACUUGACAAUGGUGGAUACUAUAUCACAACCAGAGCACAAUUUGAUACUCUGCAGAAAUUGGUGAAACACUACACAGAACAUGCUGAUGGUUUAUGCCACAAGUUAACAACUGUGUGUCCAACUGUGAAACCCCAGACUCAAGGUCUAGCAAAAGAUGCUUGGGAAAUCCCUCGAGAAUCUUUACGCCUAGAAGUUAAACUAGGACAAGGAUGCUUUGGUGAAGUAUGGAUGGGUACAUGGAAUGGAACCACAAAAGUUGCUAUCAAAACACUAAAACCAGGUACAAUGAUGCCAGAAGCUUUUCUUCAAGAAGCUCAGAUAAUGAAAAAAUUAAGACAUGAUAAACUUGUUCCACUAUAUGCUGUUGUCUCUGAAGAGCCAAUUUACAUUGUCACCGAAUUUAUGUCAAAAGGGAGCUUACUAGAUUUUCUUAAGGAAGGAGAUGGAAAGUAUUUGAAGCUUCCACAACUGGUCGAUAUGGCUGCUCAGAUUGCUGAUGGUAUGGCAUAUAUUGAAAGAAUGAACUAUAUUCACCGAGAUCUUCGGGCUGCUAAUAUUCUUGUAGGAGAAAAUCUUGUGUGCAAAAUAGCAGAUUUUGGUUUAGCAAGAUUAAUUGAAGACAAUGAAUACACGGCAAGACAAGGUGCAAAAUUUCCAAUCAAGUGGACAGCUCCUGAGGCUGCACUGUAUGGUCGAUUUACAAUAAAGUCUGAUGUGUGGUCAUUUGGAAUUCUACAGACAGAACUGGUAACAAAGGGUAGAGUGCCAUAUCCAGGUAUGGUUAACCGUGAAGUGCUGGAACAGGUGGAACGAGGAUAUAGGAUGCCCUGCCCUCAGGGCUGUCCAGAAUCCCUCCAUGAAUUGAUGAAUCUGUGUUGGAAGAAGGAUCCUGAUGAAAGACCAACAUUUGAAUAUAUUCAGUCCUUCUUGGAAGACUACUUCACUGCUACAGAGCCACAGUACCAGCCAGGAGAAAAUUUAUAAUCCUAGUAGCCUGUUUUAUAUGCACAAAUCUGCCAAAAUGUAAACGAACUUAUAUAGAGUUACGUGCAGGAAUCAAAGGAAGAAAAUCUUCUUUACUCUGCAUGUUUUUAAUGGUAAACUGGAAUUCCAGAUAUGGUUGCACAAAACCACUUUUUUUCCAAGUGUUAAACUCUGAAGUACCAAUGAUGAAUUUUCCAACUUAUUUCAGGGUCCAAAGAAAACAGAGCUAAUAUGCUGAUGACAAUGUGGGUGAAAGUGUGGUAAUGAAGAGCAACAGAGCUACUGCUUAUAAGUCAUUUCUUUUCUUCCCCAAACUCAGAAUUGUUCAAAGAGAAGUAUUUAUUGUUAUAGACAAAACUUGGGAGAUAAAAAAAUCAUAGCAUAAUAAAAUCUAAACUUACGGAACUCAUGGGACCAAAUAAUUCCAUUCCAGUUUUUAAAAUUUUCUUGCAUUUAUUAUUCCCAAAAGUUUUUUCUAAGUUAAACAGUCAGUAUACAGUCUUAACAUAUGCCUCCUUUUGCAUGGAAAUGGGCCACGUUUUCCAGAAGCAAAAAAGAAAUAUAAACAGCAUCUAAAACUGAUUAAGUGUUAGACCACAACAGUGGAAUUUGAAAGUAUAAUACACUGCGUUAGUACUCAUAUUUGUGGAACUCGAAUGUUGAAUAAGAAAUUUUUUCUCUUCGGUCAUUUUCUGAAUAGUUCAACUUAGAAUAAUGAAGGUGACUAGAAAGUGAGUUAAUCUUUUAUAAGGUUUCAUUGAUUUUUUUAAGGCAAUAUAUAAUUGAAAUUAUACUAUCCAAUCCAAGAGGAAAUCUUUUAAUCUUUAGGUAGCAUGAACAGUAAAACUCAGCAUUUAAACAUCCCUUUAAAAAAAAUAGACUUGGUAUUAUGAGAUACUGCUAUUAUGUUCUUAUGGUAAUGGGUGCCACAAAUAGAAAAUAUUACUAGAUCAGAGACUUGAAUGCACUUUUG
This is a messenger RNA of Carlito syrichta (Philippine tarsier), 2613 nucleotides long. RefSeq names its product YES proto-oncogene 1, Src family tyrosine kinase (gene YES1). Gene Ontology annotation, molecular function: non-membrane spanning protein tyrosine kinase activity; signaling receptor binding; ATP binding. The transcript has 12 exons. Bases 15 to 1640 code for a protein of 541 amino acids. The record is from RefSeq and is a predicted model, not a curated record. Gene Ontology annotation, biological process: cell differentiation; cell surface receptor protein tyrosine kinase signaling pathway; innate immune response. Gene Ontology annotation, cellular component: extrinsic component of cytoplasmic side of plasma membrane. NCBI's taxonomy places the organism in Eukaryota, Metazoa, Chordata, Mammalia, Primates, Tarsiidae.